Molecule: messenger RNA, 2072 nt
Organism: Paramormyrops kingsleyae
Lineage: Eukaryota; Metazoa; Chordata; Actinopteri; Osteoglossiformes; Mormyridae
Source: RefSeq, a predicted model, not a curated record
UUACUUAUGGGUAAGGUUAAGGCUGGGUAGGGGUUAAGGUCGUUAUGUUGGUACUAGAGUUUUCCCCAUAGAAAUGAAUGGAGAGUCCCCACAAAGAUAUAAUUACAGUCUCUAAGCGUGUUGGGGGGAUGUUGGACGACUCAGUAUUAUCGUUUAUCAUGAUAUCACCCAGCCCUAGUGUGCACGGCCGCCCGACUGGCACGGAAACGUCACAGGCCCACUGGGAAGUCCCCCGCGCUCGUGAUCGUCACUUUGCCCAGCCGGUUCGAGGUACUUUAUGUACCCCGAAGUGUCUCGUAAGGACUCUGACAGAUCGAGGCGGAGGCCCCCCCCGCCCCCACCCCUGGACGGCGAGAGUAGCCAGCUGCAAGUAGUCGCCCUCUAUGACUUCACAGCCACUGAGGACUCUGACCUGACGCUGCGGCAAGGGGAGGAGUACAAGAUCCUCCAUAAGCAGGACCAGCUCUGGUGGAAAGCGGAGGAUAAGCAGGGGAAUAAAGGUUUCAUUCCAAGCAAUUACGUUGCAGAGAAGGACAGGAUAGAGGCACAUGAGUGGUACUGCAGGAACCUAAGCAGAGCCCAAGCUGAACAGCUCCUGCAUCAGGAGGCGAAGGAUGGUGGGUUUAUAGUGAGGGACUCGAGCCAAAAAGGAUGUUAUACUGUGUCAGUAUUUACCAAAGCUUUAAGUUCGACAGAUGGCUGUAUUCGGCACUACCAAAUCAAACAGAACAGCUCAGGGCAGUUCUUCUUGGCUGAAAAGCACGUCUUCAACUCCAUACCUGAAGUCAUUAACUACCAUAAAUACAAUGCGGCAGGUCUUGUCACUAGAUUGCGUUUUGCAGUGGGCCCCAUGGGUCGGUGUGUGCCAACAACAGCGGGGUUCAGCUACGAAAAAUGGGAGAUCAACCCGUCAGAACUGUCCAUCCUGAAGGAGCUGGGAAGAGGCCAGUUUGGCGUGGUGCAUCUUGGGAAGUGGCGCGCUCUCUGCAUGGUGGCCAUCAAGACUAUCAGUGAGGGGGCCAUGUCGGAGGAUGACUUCAUCGAGGAGGCCAAAGUCAUGACGAGCCUCUGCCACCCCAAGCUGGUGCAGCUCUAUGGCGUCUGCAUGAAGCAGCGGCCCAUCUGCAUUGUCACCGAGUACCUGGAAAAUGGCUGCCUGCUCAACUUCCUGCAGCUGCAUAUCAACAGCAGCAGCAGCGAGUGUCUGCUGGCCAUGUGCCAGGACGCCUGCGAGGGAAUGGAGUACCUGGAGAGGAACAGCUUCAUCCACCGUGACCUGGCUGCCAGGAAUUGUUUAGUCACUGAGAAGAAUGUGGUGAAAGUGUGUGAUUUUGGCAUGACAAGAUACGUGCUGGACAACCAGUACACCAGCUCCAUGGGCUCGAAGUUUCCCGUGAAAUGGUCUCCCCCCGAAGUGCUGCACUUCAACAAAUACAGCAGCAAAUCAGAUGUCUGGUCCUUUGGUGUGUUGAUGUGGGAGGUCUUCACUGAGGGAAGGACUCCUUUUGAAAACAAGCCCAACCAUGAGGUUGUGGAGGAGAUCACCCAGGGACAGAGACUCUAUCGGCCUCACAAAGCCUCCUCUGAGGUGUACAGGCUGAUGUACAGCUGCUGGCAUGAGAAUCCUCAAGGAAGACCGUGUUUCUCUGAGCUCCUGGAUGACAUUAAACACAUUGCAGAGUCUGAAUGAAAAAGUCUGGUGGUUAAAUAUGUCUUCAGAUCAUCAGUGCCAGUGAUGUCCAUCUUCUUUCUGGAUGGCACCACACCCUUUUUGCCUCAGCAAAAACAAACGUGUGAACAUCAAAACUUCCAAUUGUAUCAAAGACCUUACACUAUUUAAAAGAUUAACUGUAAUUAUCUGGUUUCAUACUGACCACUAAAAAUAUUUUUGCUUUGCCCGUCUACAGUAGAUUCUAUUCAAAAAGUGUCUAUAAUUCUUUGUUUUUUUAUUGUACAUUGUCAGAUUUAUUGUAUAUGUCAUAGGUAUUGAAGGACAUCAAAACAUUUUAAUUAUUGUAUAGUUACACUAUUGCUUAAAAUAUGUAAUUAAAUGUAAAGUAUGAAUUUCAUUU